Nerophis lumbriciformis (worm pipefish) is the source of this 767-nucleotide messenger RNA. Lineage: Eukaryota; Metazoa; Chordata; Actinopteri; Syngnathiformes; Syngnathidae. The record is from RefSeq and is a predicted model, not a curated record.
CCUCCCCGGUGUUUGUGUCCCUUGAGGCCCAAAGCAACACCUGCUGCUAAACCUCUAAAUCUCCUCACUCGACUUCAAGCGCUCACCUGAACGCGUCUCAAGGAGCCCGCCAUGAAAGUGGUAGUUUUUGUGUUGGGAUUGAGCGUCUUCCUGCACUUGCACGCGGGCGUCUCCUCCGAGGCCUCCUGCAAGCUGAAGGCCAAGUUCCAGCUGAGCGGCUUCAAGGACGUGGACAAGAAGAAGGUGGUCAUCGGCGGAAUGUUCCCUGUGCACAAGAGCGUGGGGUCGUCGCCCGACGCCAACACUUCAUCACUGCCCCAGUCCUCAGGAUGUGAGGGGUGAGUCUACAUUUUACUACUAGAAUCAUGAUAUCACAUCACUCAUGUAUCGUACACCUGUCUAACUCUUCCAUCGGCUGCACCUCAGAAGCUAACGUGUUGUUAUUCAUGGCUGCCAGUCAGGUGGAAAGAUCCACUCUAAUACCGAUACCAAGGGUGGUAGCAGUAUCAGAUCGAUGCCAACGUGAUGACAUUGAUUUGAUUUAUUUUUGUUUUGUUUAUUCAUUGUUCACAUUGCUGCAAAACGGGAGCAUUUUGGGGGUCAAAAUCCAAAAUAUUUGAAUAAAAGCAAUGAUAGUUUUUACUUUUGUUGACUAGUUUUGCACAAAUAUGUCAUCAUAGGGAAUAAUUGUAGACUUUUAUGGAUGUUGAUACAAGGUCUUAUAUCAUACUUGCCAACCCUCCCGGAUUUUCCGGGAGACUCCCGAA